GCCGGGCCCGGACCCCACCUCCCGCCGCGCAGUGCCCUUCCCCUAGCGAGUCGUCGUCGCCGAACUUUGGGAACAACAGCUGCAGCAGCCAUGGCCCUGCCCUGGGUGCCCGCCGUGGGCUUCACGCUGGUGCCCAGCCUGGGGGGCUUCCUGGGCUCCCGCUAUAUCCGCGGAGAGAGUCUCCGCUGGUACGCCAGCCUGCAGAAGCCCUCGUGGCACCCGCCCCGCUGGAUGCUGGCUCCCAUCUGGGGCACGCUGUACUCGGCCAUGGGGUAUGGGUCCUACAUGAUCUGGAAAGAGCUGGGGGGCUUCUCGAAGGAGGCUGUGGUUCCCCUGGGCCUCUACGCUGGGCAGCUGGCUCUGAACUGGGCAUGGCCUCCCCUCUUCUUCGGUGCCCGACAAAUGGGUUGGGCCCUGGUGGACCUCCUGCUGACGGGAGGAGUGGCGGCAGCCACGGCCGUGGCCUGGCACCAGGUGAGCCCACCGGCCGCCUGCCUGCUCUACCCGUACCUGGCCUGGCUGGCCUUUGCGGCCACGCUCAACUACUGCGUCUGGCGGGACAACCAGGACCACAGCCGUGGCUCUCGGCUCUCGGAGUGAAGGCGCCCCGCCCUCCGAGGACUGCAGCCGCCGCGGGUUGGGCGUUGCUGGUGGUGGCGGCCCCCCGGGCUCUCCUGGCCGCUAGGCUGCCUGUGUGUCUCAGCCCAGGGGUCACCAGCAGUUUCAGAGGUGCUGCAGGCCGAGCCCCCACCCCAGGAACAGUGUCCUGCGCUUUCUGCACUGCUCGAAGCUCGCUCUCAGAAUGUGGAAUUUUAUGAGCCAAAUAAAGUUUUUAAACCUCCUG
This is a messenger RNA of Kogia breviceps (pygmy sperm whale), 844 nucleotides long. It is a transcript of the gene TSPO, whose product is annotated as translocator protein. The record is from RefSeq and is a predicted model, not a curated record. NCBI's taxonomy places the organism in Eukaryota, Metazoa, Chordata, Mammalia, Artiodactyla, Physeteridae. Gene Ontology annotation, cellular component: endoplasmic reticulum; membrane. Gene Ontology annotation, molecular function: cholesterol binding.